AUGAAGAUUAUAGAGCAUCAAAACUCUUUUAUCCGUCCAUGUGAACAGUUUGAUCAUGUCUCGAAUGCUUUAGACCUUGCAACAAUCGAAGAAAACGAGUCAGUGGCUCAAAAGUUCAGAUGCUCAGAGUGUAAUGUCAUGGCUCAUGUGAAUGAUGAUAAUGAUCCAUUGCUUGUUUGUAUUGGAUGUGAACUUGCAAUUCAUAGGAAAUGUUACAUGAAUGUAUUGCCGAGUGUAGGAAACGAACAAGAUGAGAAGAGAAAUCAUGGCAUGGAGAAGGAAAAUGAAGUGACAGAGAGCUCCGAAUGGAAUUGUGAUUGCUGUCGACAACAAGUCCAGCGGCAAUUGAUCCAGUGUGUAUAUUGUGGAAAAGAUGGAAGUAUAGCAGCAUUAAAGGUUGUUGAAACUAGUGACGACGACGCGGCGUUUUGGCGUCUAUUUGCUGGGUUUCAAGACGAAAACAAGUCUGCAUUUGAGAAAAACUCCGUGCAUUUUGGUCACGUUUUGUGCAUGAAUUGGGACCCACGUCGGUUGGCUGCACACACUGUUAAAGAAAGUAAACUUAAACAUGCUGAGAAGGUGUCAAAGAAGAACAUUGCUAAGAAAGCUGCAAAGGAAGCGGCGACGGAAGAUACUCGUGAAGAAGUCGAAAAGACAGAUGAGAUUGUUGUGGAAAAAUUUGAAGCUGUGCCUGACGUGCAAGAAGUGCUGAUGAGAACAUUACUUCCUCCUGGUGAAUGCUGCUUUUGUCACUCGAGUGGUGGUGUUCGGAUACAGUGUCGCCGAGUCAAUUGCGCGCGCGAUUUUCAUGCCAUGUGUGCACAUAAAGGAAGCGGUCACGUUGAGCUGCGGACUGGUCGUUUCUUGCAAUUUCACGCAUAUUGUGACCGUCAUCGCAACUGUACUGAGGAUAUUGGCGACCUAUUAGCAAAACUAAUUACACGCCCCAUCCGGUUGCUUGUCGGUCGUGAUGACAUGCGUCGAUUUGGUACGAUUGCAAAACAUUUGCUGGAUUACGUCAGUGCUGCUACUGUGAUGCACGAUCUGGCAGCCUUGAUAGUUGGAUAUUGCAACAAGGGUUUACGUGCCAGCAAAAGUGAGCCGCCUGAUUAUAACGUUAAACAUCUCCAAGUACUUCAGUUUUUUUUGAGCCACGUGCCACAGCUUGAAAAGGUUUACGCCCUGCCACCGAUGCCUGCACAAGACAUUGUUGAUGACCCAAAGCUCUUUCGUCGUCUUGAAAGAGCGUUUAAUCCACUGAGAUACAUGGCCACCUAUCCUGGCCCAUUUAAUCAGCAAUACACUUGUGAUGUGUGUCGGGAUCCUUUUCACGAGCGACAACACUUAUUUUAUUGUUGUAAAGAGGAUAAAUCUGCGAUCCCGCACGUUCAGCAUUGGAGAUGCACAAAGCGCCUAUCAGCUGCUCGAGAGCGUGAAAGGUAUCUGUCAGUAGCAGGAAGUACGGGCGCGAAGAAAAAACGAAAAGCCAUAUCGAUUGUGCAAAAUGGCGUGCGAAAGGACAAUGCGGUACCAAAGGGCCUUCCGAGUAUGACACAUGAUGUUAUUUGUGGUGUAUGUUCUGCCAAAGUUGAUGUGCGUGGUUUAGUUGCGACCCACAAGGAAGCAAAAAGUUUGGAGUUUGAGAAGAAGGAAAGCAAAUUUGUGCAGAAUGGUUGCUACAUUAACCCUGUCGGUGCCAGAUGCUACUCGUAUGGAUUGAAUGCGUCAGCUCGCAAACCGGCGAGACCGACUGAUGGUAAAUCCAAUAGCAGCUCGAUAGGUCAGCACGCAGUAGCUCAACAAGUCUUGGGGCCGCCAAAGAUGGAUCGGAUUAAUGUCCAGCGCACGACAAGGUGGCUUGCUUGUGUGGCUCAGAUUAUACGCCUCGUCGGGGCUCCAGCUCCUGCAGUUUCGGAUGAGGCGAACAAGUCUCCCAUUGCCACGUCUGCCACCACUGCAACUUCAGCUACUAAGGGUGUGACUGAUUCAAAAGAACCUGCUGAGACCAAGAUACUAAUAGAUAACUCAACGCCUGGCAGCUCUGCAAGUGAUAAGGCUAAGCGUGGGGACAACGAUCUCAAAUCGGAGAUUACAUCGGCAGUCGAGAGCUCGCUGUCGUCAUCUACUACCACUGCCACCACACCAUCUACUGCGACAUUGCAAAAGUCAAUAGCGAUGGUAACACCAUCGCUCGUGACUCCUGCUAUACAAGCACUGUUUGACGAAGUAAUGCGUCUCGUACGGCCCUAUGAUUCUUACGCCCUUAGCAAACUGGAGACUGCAUACGAGAUGCUACUUCACCGCAGUGGACCCGGUGUUGCUGUCUUGCGUAUGUUUACCCACGAGUACACUCGUUUUGUGUAUAUGAAGCACACACGCGCCGUGGAGAAAGCGCGCAAUGAGAAACGGAAGCGUGCGGAGCACGAAGCACAGGAAAAUCGCGAAAAAGAGCGCAAUCGCGUAAACCUCGAGGCAGAGCAAGCACUCAAGAACCAAAUGCUAGCAAUGCGAAACAAACAGCGACAGCAUCUCAAGGCGUCAUCGUCGUCCAAGUAG
Messenger RNA from Peronospora belbahrii, 2556 nucleotides. The record is from the annotation of a GenBank genome assembly. NCBI's taxonomy places the organism in Eukaryota, Oomycota, Peronosporomycetes, Peronosporales, Peronosporaceae.